AUGAUGGAGCAUCACCCGAGUAGCAAUAUUGAAGCAGAAGUAUAUGCGUUUAAUGAUUUCAAACGUCGUCCUGCAGAAAAUUUCACAUUCAAGAACCACAAAGACAUCCAUGUCAGGUGGGAAGCGGCUUCGUUUCGCAUUACUAAGUUUACCAAGGAAGUCAUUUUGGUCCCGUAUGAUGGCAAAACGUGGAACUUCGACCUACAUUACAGGGAUCUCUGGGGAUUAGCUAGUGACGUACUUGGGGACCCUCACAUUUUUCCACAUUUCAUGUUUGACGCGCAACACUUAUCUAAGUUUGAUGGGGAGACUUUUGUUCGCUUUGUCAACAAACCAUACACUGCGCAGGAUUUCUGGGAUGUACAAUCACAACUACCGCCAGACAGGAAGCCCUUAACCUUCAUACUAUAUGCUGACAAAAUGAGACUAUUGUCAUUUGGGACUGUGAAGGGCUAUCCUGUGGUUGCACGUUUAGCAAAUCUGCCCACUGGUAUUCGAAAUGGACGAGGCACCGGUAGCGGCUAUGUGGUAGGAUGGCUACUAAUUGUAAAGGAAGAUAAGGACUAUGCUGGAAAGCCCAGCUGGGUAAACUUCAAAAACGCAGUCUGGCACGAGUCAUUUCGAAGAAUCACAUUGUCGUUAGCAUCGAAAUCGAGGGUGGGACAAUGGUUCGCUUGCAUGGAUGGCGUUGAACGCUGGUUUUUCCUUAUUGUGCUUAUUUUGUCUGCUGAUUAUGAGGAGCACCUAUGGCCAUGUCCCAUAUGUCUUGUCCCUCAACAUGCGCUCAGCGAUACCUCAAAGACGUACACGCGCCGGACUGCGGAUGAUUCACAUGCUGCGGUAACAACUGCACAAGCAAAAGAUACCAUAGAAGAGCAAGAGGAGGUUCUGAAAGUCCUAGGACUACGUAACAUCGAGAAUGCACUAUGGGCCAUACAAUACUCGGACGUCCAUAGGGUGUUGUUGCAUGACCGAUGCCACUUUAAUCAUGGCGGGCUUUGGUCACGUCACUAUUGGGUUGAACUGCAGAAAUACAUAGCAAGACUCGGACGAGCAAAAGUAUCGCAAGUUGAUAAGGCAUAUCAAGCAUUCCCUCACUGGCGGGAUCUAUGGCACCUGAACCAAGUGAUGAAUGUUUUGUUUGUGGACAGUGCCAUGCACGAAGAUAUUUCAAAGAUGAUCAUCUACGCUACGCAUAACAUCCUGACGGAGGACGAAUCACCACUUGGAUACCUUUUGCUCCAAUGCGUGCGACUUUACCUUGAGGCCGAUAUAUACACUGCAUUUGAAGUUCACACAACUGCAACAAUCAGCGAAGGGAGAAAUGCUGUCCAGGCCCUGAUGGCACUUAUGAAGGAUGACAACGAAUCAGACAAGGAUUGGAAUUUUCCGAAGCUGCACAUGUUGACGCACUUAUUCGACGACAUCGAGGCCAAAGGAGCUUCAAGGAAUUACAAUAUGAAGCCAAACGAGCAGAUGCAUGGACCGUUGAAGGACUGUGACUUCCUCCCUGGUUUGAAUGUCGAUGGGUCUCUGCAUGUGAAACUCGGUUCCAGCCAGGCUCCACAGAUGUUUGCUCUCAUUGAGGAUACUCACCGGAACGAUGACACAUUCACCAACUUCUGUGUCAGGCUCAACUCAUUUCUAAACGACUUUCUCCCUGCCUGCAACAUACGCCUUCCAGAUGGAAAGAGAAUUCACCUCAAAUCAGAUGUUGCAGUUACUGCACAUCAAUUUCUGCGAGUGAACUUCGAGUCCCUCAUAGAUUGGUGGCAACACACGGACUACUUGCGGUGCAACCCAUGCUUCUAUAAUGCACCCCGCUUCGAUUGUGUCUUCAUUCAGACCCAUGCGAAUGUCAUCAUUGGACGUCUGCUCUUCCUUUUUGAUUGCCCAGUUGGAGAGGAUCUGUUUCCGCUUGCUCUUGACGGACAGCUCAAUCUUUUCAGGGUUCGAGCAAAACCACGAGCACAAGCCGAAUUUUUCUCGGUCAGGUUGAUCAUUCGCGGGGCACUUCUAGUGCAUGAUGCCGGCCUCGAUUACCUUGUCGUUGACACGGUUGAUACCGACAUGUUCCUCCGGGUGAAGGAAAUGCAUUUGCAGGCUGGACAUGUAGUUCGCAUUUGA
Suillus discolor is the source of this 2127-nucleotide messenger RNA. RefSeq lists its product as uncharacterized. Bases 1 to 2127 code for a protein of 708 amino acids. The record is from RefSeq and is a predicted model, not a curated record. The transcript has 13 exons. NCBI's taxonomy places the organism in Eukaryota, Fungi, Basidiomycota, Agaricomycetes, Boletales, Suillaceae.